Messenger RNA from Medioppia subpectinata, 744 nucleotides. The record is from the annotation of a GenBank genome assembly. NCBI's taxonomy places the organism in Eukaryota, Metazoa, Arthropoda, Arachnida, Sarcoptiformes, Oppiidae.
GGUGGUCACGCUGACCACUACUACAACAACCACCACAACAACAACGUCACCCCAAACGCCAUCCCCAACGCCACCCCCAGCCUUACCAACACUACCGCCGAUACUCUCAUUGACAACCCCCAGACCUCCACUCCCGCCCCACACACAGUCGUUAAUUACAACGCCGCCACUCAUGACCACUUAAACAUCAAUGAGAGUGACAUAGAGAUGAAGUCAAUCCACUUUGAGUACCCAUUUGUACGACUCGUCGACUAUUAUAAGAGCGAAAGUGAAGAACAAAUGAAAACCUGUUCUCCAACACAGACCACCGCCGAUACGGCAGAUGUGUAUAAGUAUAGCAACAAUAAGUGUCUGACAGCCGAUACCAAUCAAUUGACAAACUAUUCUUUAAAAUACACAUUAAAUGAACAAAUAUUUUGCAAAUCACUGCCAAUAAUAACACUGCAAACACAUAACACAUAUGAAGUGAUAGAGAUUUCAAUUACUGAUCUCAACGUUGUUUACACUGAUAUUGGGACACAAAUCUCACCCAACACGGGUCAGUGUCCACUCAUUGGAGACAUUGAUGGCAACCCUAAUUCAGAGCCACCUAUAAGUCUGGCCACAAGUACACAGGUGUGGAUCGGCGUGGGCUAUGCCAUUGUGGGCGCGAUUGUCAUAUUUGGUUUGAUAUUAGUUUACGAAAAGUUCAUUAAAACCAGAAUAUUCUACACAUCUAUCCAUACACAGGAACCUCAAGUUUAA